Electrophorus electricus (electric eel) is the source of this 2985-nucleotide messenger RNA. RefSeq names its product cytochrome P450 2J2-like. Gene Ontology annotation, cellular component: cytoplasm; intracellular membrane-bounded organelle. Gene Ontology annotation, molecular function: iron ion binding; heme binding; oxidoreductase activity, acting on paired donors, with incorporation or reduction of molecular oxygen, reduced flavin or flavoprotein as one donor, and incorporation of one atom of oxygen. Lineage: Eukaryota; Metazoa; Chordata; Actinopteri; Gymnotiformes; Gymnotidae. Gene Ontology annotation, biological process: xenobiotic metabolic process. The record is from RefSeq and is a predicted model, not a curated record.
GGAGUCGCACUCCUCCAGGACCCACCCCACUGCCCUUUGUGGGAACUGUACUCCUGGUUGCGAGAGACCCAAUGGCCUGCAUCAGAUCGGUCAGUUUCCACAUUCUCCUGUAUACCGAGGCUGUGUGUUCACAUUCUGUAGUGGUUAUGAAAUAGUUUCUGUGAUUGUGUAAUGUCUGGAUGACUGAUAAUGUAAUAACAAUUAUGUGGCACAACGAACAGCAAUUCUGAACAGCCCACUGAGGAAGUGUCAUACAUCUGACACGUAAUAUCUGUAUCAUAAGUAAGUAUUCAGUACAGCAAUACAUAUGCAAUUGAAUAUAGUCACUAACCUCCUGAUUACUGGCAAUGGUGACAGUUUUUAAACCUUAGAAUAUUUAGAAAUCUGUAGUUGUGACUGCCGGUAGACUUCUGAACUUCCUUAUCUAGUCAUGUCGAAACUUGUACAAUCGUUGUUCUGCCAUGGAAUGUAGCCAGCAGCUCAGCAACAACAGGCAUAACAAACACUCCCCCAAACACUCCCCUCAAAAAGAUACCAGCGGCUGAGAACAGAGCCGGUCACUUCCAAUACAGCACACAGCAGCUGUGAAGUGAGCAGGUCCCACAGGUGACUGGUCACCCCUCAUACAGCACACUGCAUUCCUGCCCACACCUGUCCUGAGUCAACCUGGGAGUGUCAUGAGCUGAAAGCACAGCCGGGUGCCAAAGGUGCCACAGGUGUGUAAGUUUACUGUGUGCAGUACAGACGCCUGUAUAAGUGUACAUUGUUCCCUUGGUACAGAGCUCACGUUAGCCUUAAAUAACCUUAAAUAAAUACUGUACCUUAAAUGCUAAUCCAGGGGUCUGUACUGUACUGUAACCCACCUGGUUACAAAGGUGUCUGUACUAUAUUGUAACCCACCUUGUUACACCUGAAGCCUUUGUGAGCUGAAUCAGUUGGUGUAUAACCGGGACUGCACUGUAACAUCAUCUGUGGACUGAAGUCUAGAGAUUACGAUGAGCCAAUAUGGAGAGAUGUGCACCAUGCACUUGGGCAGAAUGCCAAUCAUUGUCCUGAACAGCAUGGAGCUGAUGAAGGAAGCGUACAUUAACAAAGGCAGUGUGUUUUCCGGAAGACCGUUCCUGCCAUUAAUUGACUGGAUGUACCCUGGGGAAGGUAUCUUGACGGUCACGUACGGGAAAGUGUGGAAAGAGCAGCGACGCUUUGUGCUGCACACGCUGCGUAAUUUCGGUCUGGGGAAGAAGUCUGUGGAGGAGCGUGUGAAAGAGGAAGCACAAUACCUCGUCCAAGAGCUCCAGCAGCACGAGGGGAACCCUUUUUACCCCAUCCACCCCAUUAUGAACGCUGUUUCCAACAUCAUCUGCUCCAUCGUAUUUGGAGACCGUUUCGACUACAACAACAAGCGCUUUGCUCGGCUGCUGGAACUCCUGAAUGAAAACAUUCGACUUGCUGGUGAACCUGCAGCACAGAUUUUCAACCUGUUGCCCUUCAUAAAACACUUCCCAGGGCCACACCAGAAGAUCCACCGCAAUGCCAGUGCCUUAUUAGAUUUCAUCCAGGAGUCGGUGGUGGAGCACAGGAACACUCUGGAUCCAGAAAACCUGCGGGACUUCAUCGAUGCCUACCUGGUGGAAAUGAGUAAGCACAAAUCUACGGAUAACUCCAUGUUCCAUGAGAAGAACUUGAUUACAACGACAUUAGACCUCUUCUUUGCUGGCACUGACACUACAGCGACCACUCUCCGCUGGGGUCUCAUUUUCAUGAUGGACAACCCCAAUGUCCAAGAGCGCUGUCAUGAGGAGAUCGUUCGUGUGCUGGGCUAUGACCGUGCUCCCAGCAUGGACGACCGCUCACGUCUCCCGUACACCUACGCCACCGUCCAUGAGAUCCAGCGCCUUGGCAACAUUGUGCCCCUCGGCGUGGUGCACGAGACAACGCAGCCCACCCAGCUACGGGGGUACAACAUCGCCAAGGGAACAAUGAUCAUGACUAACCUCACUGCAGUCUUCACUGACAAAGAGUACUGGAAGCACCCAGAAACAUUCAACCCAGAGAACUUUCUGGAUGAGGAAGGGCAGUUCUGCAAACACGAACACUUCAUCCCCUUUUCUCUGGGUCCGAGGGUGUGUCUCGGUGAAUCUCUGGCGAGGACAGAGCUCUUCCUCUUCUUCACCUCUCUGAUUCAGCACCUGCAGUUCUCCUGGCCCCCAGGAGUUCCGCGUCCCAACAUGGACGGCAACAUGGGUAUGAUCCGUACUCCGUACCCGUUCAACACCUGCUGUCGCAGUAGGGAGCCGACCCACUGAGCCCUCACGUGGACGACACCGUCUCUGGACUGCAACCCUGUGCUUCACACAAACAUACACACACACACACACACACUCUCUUCCAUUACACCACAGGCAUAGUUUUGUUGUGUCCAUGGAGAUAGUUCUGAUGUGGGACACUUACCUAUGCAGUGAGUACAAAGGUGCAUUUCUGGCUCUGUGAUUGUGUGUAAAGGUGACUUACCAGGAAUGUGUACAAUGUGCGUGCGAAGAUUAUGAACACUUAUAAUGGUUCCCUAAUGACAAGUGAAGUUUGUUUGCUUAGGUUUAUAAAGCAAGUAUUAUUCAUAUAAUAUAAACAUUAUAUAACUUUGGAUACAACACUGUAAGAACUGAUAAAUAAAGAAAUUGUUUCUUUAUGCUAAAAUACCAUAAUCUUACACUUCUUUACAAUGAUAAACAUUCUUAUUCAUUCAACACAGUUUGAAGUCUGCUGAACUCAUUUUACAAAACUCUGCACACACUUCAGAGGACACUGUACAGUUCUCACUGGAAACACACCUGUCUCAUUUUCCUAAACACUGGUGUCACCAAGCAAAACUCAGUUUGUCUAUAACUAUAGACAUGGUACUACCCUACAGAAAUACAGUGAUAUAGAUGGUUCCGUUCUGUGAGUUCAGUAGUAUAGUAUGGAGGGAGAGGUCUACUUACCUAUUCU